ACUAACGAUGUAAUCGCUGCGAAUGUGUUGAUUGUGACACUGUGGACAUUACCUAUAUCCGCACUAAGUAUAGUAAACAUUGGCAAGCUGCCUUCCAUUAAUGCUCCUUGUACAAUCUAUGCGUUCAUCAAGCACCUCCCCUCUCUACCGGAGGUGGUACUGAGUCGACCUCCUGCCCUCCCCAACAAGACCAGGAGAGCUCCUGAAUACACACUAGCACUGGACCUGGAUGAGACGUUAGUUCACUGCAGUCUCACACAUUUGGACAACCCUGACUUCACAUUCAACAUUGACUUCAGUGGCACCAACUACACUGUCUCUGUUAGACUGAGGCCGUUCUUUAGAGAGUUCCUUGAGAGAGUAUCACAAAAGUUUGAGGUCAUCCUCUUCACAGCCUCCACUAAAGAGUACGCAGAUAAGCUGAUGAAUCUACUGGACCCUCAUCGCAAGCUGGUACAACACCGAUUGUUUCGUGAGCACUGUGUUUGUGUAGGGGGCCUGUUUAUCAAAGAGCUCGGUAUUCUCGGACGUGAUCUCUAAAAGACCAUUAUAGUGGACAAUUCACCGCAAGCCUUUGGCUAUCAGAUGUCUAAUGGUGUCCCUAUCUCUAGUUGGUUUGUGGAGGACACUGACUCUGAGCUCAUGCAAAUGGUGCCCUUCCUGGAGUCACUCCUAGACAAGGAUGAUGUUCGGCCUUAUAUUCGAGACAAGUAUCGCGUUCACGAACUGUUACCACAAGACUCUCAAACUUGCCAAACUAACGAUAGCUCUGAGCUACCAAGAGAACAUUAACAACCUCCCCCUUCCCUACACUGCCCCUGUUAUUAGCCAAUCUAAUUGCUCUUUAUUACCCACCCACCCUAUAAUUAUAUGGUAUAUGUGUUAUUCUUAUGUAUGUGUUGCACUGAGUAUGUUUUGUACAACCCAAUCCAUUCAAGCUCUUCUCUUUCUAUUGCACUGGAGUUAUUUUGGUUUUGUUUUCCUACUUCUCUCACUAAAUAUUUUAUGUUACCCUCUUUACUUUGUUGAUGUGUAUCACAGGUAUAGUGCAUCAUUGAACAAUGGAAAUGAUUAUUAUUAUAAAAAGUAAAGUGUUUGAAGCACA
Molecule: messenger RNA, 1105 nt
Organism: Halichondria panicea
Lineage: Eukaryota; Metazoa; Porifera; Demospongiae; Suberitida; Halichondriidae
Product: CTD small phosphatase-like protein 2-B
Exons: 7
Molecular function (GO): phosphoprotein phosphatase activity
Source: RefSeq, a predicted model, not a curated record